Molecule: messenger RNA, 1161 nt
Organism: Lodderomyces elongisporus
Lineage: Eukaryota; Fungi; Ascomycota; Pichiomycetes; Serinales; Debaryomycetaceae
Gene: CIC1
Product: Cic1p
Exons: 1
Coding region: 1-1161 (386 amino acids)
Source: RefSeq, a predicted model, not a curated record
AUGGCCAAAACAAGAUCUAAGGGACCUGUAUCACCUGCGGCUAACAAAGUAGUUAAACCUGUUAAAGCAAAGUCUUCAAAGACAAAGGCAAAAAGGAUUACUGAGCCAAAAGAAGAGGUAGAAGAGCAGAAAUCCGAAUCAUCUAGUACACCAUCUGCAAAUCAAAUACCUGAGAAGGUUCCUCUUAAAGCUUUGUCUGAGCUUGCAAAAUUUAUUAAAAGAGAACAAGAAGCCAAGGCAGAUAAAUCUCAAAAAGAAGUGAAUGGCGAUGGAAAGAAACUGCAAUUAUUUGAAGAAGACGACGAGAUCCCAUCUGAUUUGUUCCUCAUAGUUGAGUCUAAGAAGUUUUUUAGCUCUAAACCACAAUUCAAGCCAAAAACAAUAAAGCUUACCAAACCUAUCUACAAUACAACAGACACAAAAACAUGUUUGAUUGUUCGUGAUGAGUUAGUCAAGAAUAACGAGGAUAUUGAAAAACUCGAAGGUGAAAACUUGUCAACACUUGAGAAUAUUAUUCCAUUCUCUCUGCUCAAAACUGAAUUUAAAGCUUACGAAAAGAGACGUGAUUUGCAUGCGCAAUACGAUUUGUUCAUUGUUGAUGAUGCCGUGCUCAACUCGAUGCCAAACUUGUUGGGUAAAGUGUUUUACCAAUCUAAUAAGGUUCCAGUCCCUGUCCGUGUUACAAAUUCAUCGAAUAACAAGCAGCUUUCACUUCCGACAUUGAAAAAUCAGUUGGAAAAAGUCUUGUCCAGUACCGUAUAUGUCCCACCUCAAGGCACAGUAGUGUCUAUCAAAGUAGGGCAAUUGGAUGCCAAGGAAUUACACCAAGAGCUUGCCAGAAACAUUGAAAACAUUGUAGGUGCAUUUGACCUCAACACAGUCAAGUCAAUCAUGUUGAAGACCACAACUUCUCCAGCAUUGCCAUUGUUCUACACUGAUAAAUUGUUUGAUGAAGAGGAUGUUGUUCGUGAAGAAGAGAGCACUAGCGAAGCUGAAGCUGUUAAGAGUGUUGUGCCAAAGAAAGAGCUGGCGUUUGAAGCAUCUCUUGCAGAAUUGGCUGAUUCUGAAACCAUUGCUAAAGUACUUGGUAAGAAGUUGAGAGAAGAAAAACAAGAGAAGAAAAAAGACAUAAAAGGUAAGGUUGGUAAAUCGAAAAAAUAA